Molecule: messenger RNA, 591 nt
Organism: Hordeum vulgare subsp. vulgare (domesticated barley)
Lineage: Eukaryota; Viridiplantae; Streptophyta; Magnoliopsida; Poales; Poaceae
Product: pectin acetylesterase 10-like
Exons: 3
Coding region: 1-591 (196 amino acids)
Molecular function (GO): hydrolase activity
Source: RefSeq, a predicted model, not a curated record
AUGCCGCCGUCAUCGCCGCUGCCGGUCCUAGCCUCCACCAAGCCACCGCACGUCCAAGCCUCCAGUAUACCGUUGCUGGUGUCGGCCCAAGCUUUCACUGAGGAGCCGCUGUCGGUCCCUGCCGUAGCUGGUCCCAACCUCCGCCACCACAUUCUUCCUUGCCCCUCACACAACGCCUCCGGCGGCACAUUCUUCCUCACCCCCUCCCGUGAUGCCUCCACACCGUCCACCACGUCCUGCCCGUCCUACGACCACCGAUUCCCCAUGCUCAUGGAUGUCACCCUCGUCGUUGGCACUAGGGAGAAGGGUGCCGCAUGCAUGGACGGGACCCCGCCUGCGUACCACUGGCUCCCGGGGUUCUGGGACGGGUCCGACAAGUGGCUCCUCCACUUGGAGGGUGGAAGCUGGUGCAUGAACCUGACAUGGUGCGCUCAGCGCAAGGAGACAAAUCUAGGUUCCUCUGACCACAUGGAAAGUCGAGCCGAGUUCGUUGGCAUCUUGAGCAACGAUGCAUUGCAGAAGCCUGACUUUUACAAUUGGGAUAAAGUGAAGGUAAGGUAUUGUGAUGGUGCACAUGUGUAUUCACUGUGA